AUGGAAGGGAACAAGUUGAAGCUAGAUGUUGUAGCUUACAAUAUUAUCAUUGAAGCUUUGUUCAAUGCUGGGAAAAUUGAAUCUGCAAUAGACGUCUUCUCUGGUUUGUCAUCGAAAGGAGUACAGCCUGAUGUAUGGACAUACAAUAUAAUGAUCAGGGGACUUUGCAAAGGAGGCCUCUUAGUUGAAGCAGAAAAGUUGUUUAGAGAAAUGGAACAAAAAGGCUGUUCUCCGAACGGUUGUACGUAUAACACAAUUAUCCGAGGUUAUAUCAAUAACAACGACACAUCGAGGGCUACAAGUCUUAUUGAAGAAAUGAGUGAGAGGGGUUUCUCUAGAGAUGCAUCUACUAUGGAAUUGAUUGUUGAUUUGUUGUCGAAGGAUACAGUGGAUCCUGUAUUGUUAGCAUGGCUUAAGGAUAAAGUGUGA
Molecule: messenger RNA, 429 nt
Organism: Fragaria vesca subsp. vesca
Lineage: Eukaryota; Viridiplantae; Streptophyta; Magnoliopsida; Rosales; Rosaceae
Product: pentatricopeptide repeat-containing protein At1g12620-like
Exons: 1
Coding region: 1-429 (142 amino acids)
Source: RefSeq, a predicted model, not a curated record